AUGGCAAUAGUUUUGAGAUUCGUUGACAACCUGAUGAAUACCCGGGAGGAAUUUCUUGGUUUUAUUCCCUGUCAAAAAGGUUUGUCUGGAGAAGCUCUAUCUGAAGAAAUCUCGAACUUCAUUAAGGACAUUGGUCAAUGUAUGGAGGACUGUUGUGGGCAAGGAUAUGAUGGUGCUGGAAACAUGGCUGGUAAACUCUCUGGGGUUGCCGCUCGAACACAGAGAAUUUAUGACAAAGCUAUGUUCACUGUAAUUCACAUGUACUCAAUCUUUUUAUUGCAUCAUCCUGCAAAAUUAAAGUUGUUCGGGAUAUGAUGGAUAACGUGCGUAACGUCUCUAAUUUUUUCAAUGACUCGCCGAAGACAACCCUGGUGUUAAAGAAGAAACUUAAUGAAAUUAUUCCAACAGAGUGCCGACAGAAGCUAUUGAAUGUAUGUUGCAAGAAUUGAUGGCUUAAAAAUCUUCAAGAACUGUUACGUGGCUCUUUUAUCAGCACUUGGGGCAAUUGAAAGUGAUACAACCAACAAACCAGAUGUACGCUAUAGGGCUGGUGGUAUGAAGAAAGUCAUAAAGAAGUUUGAGUUCAUCGUGUGCCUUAUUCUUGUAGAGUGUUGCCUUAAAUGCACAAAACCGUUAACCCUCCAACUUCAGUGCGCUUCACUUGAUGCCGGGAAAGCUCGCGAAAUUUCCACUCUUUACUUCACGAUUAACAAGCUUCGUUCAGAUAUUGAUGAAACUCAUGAGGCGUUCUAUCAAAUGGCUAUCGAUUUGGCAAAAGAAGUGAAAAUAGAACCUACGAAAAAGAGAAUGACUGGUUCCCAAGUACAUCGUGAAAAUGUUCCUGCUGAUUCCACUUCAGAUUAUUACAAAAGAGCAGUUACAAUACCAUUUUUGGAUCAACUUCUUGGACAAAUGCAGUCACGUUUCUCAGUCUCUCUUUUCUUGAUGCUUUAGAUGUCAUGUAUGGAAUGCCAAAUAAGGUUGUAUCCGAUCCCGACUGGAAAGAAAAUUUCUCUCGUUUCCUCAAUAAAUAUAAAGAUGAUCUACCUGACUUGGACUUUUUAGAAUGUGAAUUAUGGAUGUGGAGACUGAAGUUUUGUAAUCUUACAGAUCAUCUUCCAACUUCCCUUGAGGAACUAUUUCCUUAUGCUGACCGACUUUCCUUUCCCAACAUCCUAACAGCGAUGAGAAUAUUUGGAACCAUUCCCGUAACAUCAUGCAGCUGUGAAAGAUCCAUUUCAACGCUUCGGCGAUUAAAAACAUUUAUGAGAAGUACAAUGGGAGAAAAGAGAUUAAAAGCACUGGUGCUGUUAAACAUUCAUCACAAAAUCAAACUCGAUGUGGAGAAAGUAAUUGACCGUUUUGCCUUAAAACAUCCCAGACGAAUGUUGUUGGUGGAUCUCCUAAAUCGUGACGACUCAACUCUCGAAGAAAGUAAAGAUGACUUGCCGUGA
Molecule: messenger RNA, 1454 nt
Organism: Paramuricea clavata
Lineage: Eukaryota; Metazoa; Cnidaria; Anthozoa; Malacalcyonacea; Plexauridae
Source: the annotation of a GenBank genome assembly